GCCGCAACACAACCGCGUGUAUACCACAGCAAACGGGUCUUCCCCUACCGCCGCGCCGUUACCAAAUAAUCACUUAACAAUAACAGUGCAAUGGCCGUCAAUUUGAGGAAGUCUUUCCAGCCUUUUAGUGGGCGGAGUGCGCAGUCCCUGAAGAGCAGUCAUGAUGAGGUCUAUGGGCUUCUUUCAACAAUCAAAGGGAGCGUGAAAGCUGGAUCCAAGCAACUCAGAGAUGUUGUCAGUGAUGGGCAGUACAAGGGUUUGGUGGAGUACAUAGCUUGGGACUUACUACCCAUCCUUGGUCCUCACCUCUCACAUAAGGAGAAGAAUGAAGAGAUCUACAAUGACUGCGUCCAGAUUGUUCUCCGACUGGCUGAGCUUGGAAAUCCUAAGGAGAUGUUUAUUGGCAUCCUCGAGCAGCUGGAUCGAUUUCUAGACAGCCUGGUUCACAAUGACCUCCUUGAACCACUUCAAACAGUCAUCCGACGUCUAGGCCUUGCCAAACCACUCUACUACAAUCAACUCCUGACCAGCCUGUAUUCACACAUGGAACGGCUGAGUGUACCCAGCGUCAAUGGUAUGGGGGCUAUGGAGCGUCGGCUGAUCGGCCAGGAUGCUGACUAUUCCAAGAUGGAGACCACCACACUGGUUCUGCUGGAAUUCUUGGUGCCGAUGGUACGUGACAUUGAGGCUGCGCUGGUGACGAAGCAGCUGAGCCACACCCCCAAAGAAAUUAAAGAAAUUGAAGCUACAAGAACAGAGAUAAUGAAAUUCGUGUUAAAUAUUCUCGACCAUCCCCUGAUUGCGAUCGAGUUCAAAUAUCAGGAUGAUGCAGAUGAAGAAGCGGCUGAAAUGGAGGAGCUAGGCAUCAGUGAGGAGGCCAGACAACGAGUCAUUCCCAGACAAGAGGAGUUCUCACUGAGUAAGAAGGCUGCCGAGCAGUGUAUGCUGUAUCUUGACUUGAUGGGCUGCAGCUUCAGCUAUUUGCUGCUGUAUGCCAGCCAACACCCAGUCAAUCUGGACACGCUUAGCGAAAAGCUCAAGAGGAACGCCCUGAAGGAGCAAGGAGAGGAGGUUAAAGACGAGACCCUCCCUGUCCUGGGGCUGAGUUGCUUCUCCUACAUGGUCCUAGUAGAGGGUUACCAAACCAACCGCAUGCCAUCCGUAUACAGUGCUGUCUACAUGAUGCAGAUAAUGAUGCCUUAUAUUGAGGCCAUGUUAAGACGAACCGAAGAGCCAAUCCUCUGUAAAGGUUUGGAACUCCUGAGGUCACUUGUCGACAGACUGGAUGACCUAUCCCUGAAUUCAAGCGUGAUUGAUAUCAAAGGAAACUAUCUGCAGGUGUCAGAGUGCUUGGUACAAAUUAUGGUGUAUUGCUCAUCUAAGUUACUGCGAAGGAUGUCUGUGGCUAUUGUGGUACCCUACAUGAAUCGUUUUGACUGGAAGGGACGUCAUCACAUGCUGCGUUCCCUGCUGAGCACAACAAGACAUCCAGGUGCCAGGGGCAUUCUUAUCGGCCAAAUCAAGGAAUACAUCCAUAUCACAUUGCAGUGUGAUGAAAAAAAUAGCUGGUUCAUUGGGCGUCGUUUUGCAGACCUUUGUAGCAUGGUCUUCAGGCUUGACCACGGCAUUCGGACCGACUUAUUGCACAGUGCUGACAAAGAAAUUGCAUCUCUGAAUUUCCUGCGAUACCUGCUGCUACGGGAUUCUGGGGCUGAGCAUUUGAUCGGUAUCUGGCUGUGGAUCGAGAUGAUCCAAGAGGGUUACCUGAAUCCUCUUCAGACCUGCCUGUCCAUGUCUUUAUCUCAUUACCGACUGAAAGUGGAUUCCACUAAGAAAGAAAUACAGGAGGCGAGGCUUUCAAAUAAGCAUCUGACAGGAAAACUGACGGUUGCUGGGAAAGAAUACCCACCAAUGCCUCUGGACGAACAAGUUAAGGUUUUGGAAAAUUCCUUGUACACAAUUGAACUCAUCGAUUGCGUCCUUAGCCGUGUGAACGAGAUUAUAGCAGCGGGCAAAAAUCCGCAACCAGCAGAGGGCGUCACUGUAAGAAGCUCUUCAUCUGGUGGCAUGGAUGGUGCUGGUGUUGAUAGUGUCACCAUGGAUACAUGAAGGACGAGGAUGAACCAGUCCAGAACAUUUGGAUUUGGGAAAACGUGUUACACAUUUCCAAGAAAUAUAUAUAAACAGUUGACAUUAAUAUAAGACUAGGUGCCUUUCAUUUGGCUUUUUUUGCCAGGAUAGUCCAUUGGCUACUGCUUUGAUUGAACUGAAAUAUCUGUGUAGUUUGCUGAUGAUAUGAGCUUCAAAAUCGAUUUUAAAUUUUCCCACAGAAUGGACAAAGGUUUCCAUGGCCUUUUACUCAAAUAAUCUCUUGCCUGCGAUGUCAGAUUCCUAUGAAUAAUUAAGAGUGAUGUUUGGAGAUUUUACCAAGAUGGUUGCUCAGUGUAAAAUCUGCAGCACUGGAAAGACACUUUUCCCAAGUCAACAUCGUGAAUAAAGUAAAUUAAAAAGCAAAUCUCCCCCAAGUUAUUUCCCAAAACUUUAUGAUAAACGUCUUUAACAAAUGCAUCCAACUGUGAGAUGAGAGUUUAUUUUAUUCCAAACCAACGUCACAUUCAUUUUUUCUUUGUAGAAAAAAAGUCAACUUAUCAAAGCUUCAGAGCAGUUGGGAAGUCUGAACCAUUGUGUCGUGCCCAUGCUUUGAAGCAUAUACAUGUAUUUAAUAAUUUACUUCAAGUACAUGUAAUUCACAAAUGUCUCUGAAAACCCAAUAUCAAAUAUCUGUCUGCUGCCCUGGAGAAGGGCAUAUCAGCUCUGACCAGGAACAAGAGGGGGCAUAUUCCCACACGAUGGUGGGAACUUGCACACAGGAUCAUGUGCAUUUGAUAGGGGUCAUGCUUAACACACACAACCAAUUUCUAUUUAAAGGUAUGUCGUUGGCACACGUCCCUUUAGAAAAGUGCAUCAUGUCUUCCAUGUGUGUAUAAAUACGUCAUAGUGUAGUGCACUCCAAGUUACAUUUUGCUGAAAUUAAAAGAAUUUGUAAGCACUCCAGGGGUAACUACUCAUUGAUACAUGUACUUUAAUCUUUCACAGCUUUGUAAUCUUGCAAGUACUUGAUGAAAAUGAGAACAUGUGGAGAAAAGGGUCACAGUAAAAUGGUGCUUGUAGUUUUGA
Molecule: messenger RNA, 3177 nt
Organism: Acanthaster planci (crown-of-thorns starfish)
Lineage: Eukaryota; Metazoa; Echinodermata; Asteroidea; Valvatida; Acanthasteridae
Product: glomulin-like
Cellular component (GO): cytoplasm
Molecular function (GO): ubiquitin-protein transferase inhibitor activity
Source: RefSeq, a predicted model, not a curated record